UGAAAUUAUGAAUGGGGUUGCCGGAACAAUAUGAAGGGCCGUAGAUUCAGUGGUGGUACGCUCAGAGCCUCUGGGACAUUUUUCUGGCACAACAUCGACAAACUAGGCUGGGAGACCGGAGUCGGCAAACAGCAGGUGAAGGCUGGCAGUCUGCUAGAGCCCACGCUCGCGUUUUUUUCUCCGAAUGCCAGAGACCACGACUUCAAGAGCUGCUUCGACAUCAAGAAUGACAGAGGCGAGGUGAUCUUCUUCCUCAGCAGGCUGCCUGGAAAUGCUCGCGUGGGCGGCCCGGCCAAACUCCGCGCUCGGACAGGACCCUUCGCAAGGCGAAGAUCUCAGUCACGGGUGCGGUUCUCGUGCAGGAUUUGCGGCUCGACCUGAAUUUAGACAAGUUUCUCCCAGACUUUCGCGCCGCCGGGGAUCCCUGAGGUGGCAGUUCUCUGGCACAACGGAGGUGGCGACGGAUGCCUCUGAAGGGCCAGCCAUGAGUGUUUCGCUUUCCGCCGUGCCGAACCCCAGAGCAGAUCGAUGGGCAUCGAAUUAGCGUGGCCCCCAAAAGUGGCAAGGACAGAUUGACCAAACGAUGCAUUCGAUGCUCACGGACGAGGAGGCUUUCAGAUUAUUCUUGGACGGUUUUUUCUAUGAUAAGGUUCUUAGAUCUCGUGAGCGUGCUCGAGACCGCCCCCGAGGCUGCGCGGGCCGGGGCUUCGCUUUCUCCCCAGCGGCAUGUCCGACGGCGGGUUGGACGCUGCUGGCAGCAUCGCGCGGACCGGCGGCUACUGGCCCAGAAGAGCACUUUUUGGGGGGCGCCUGUAGAGAGUCGAAUAACACGGCAAAGCUGUCGGUACCUAUCGAGGCCGGCGCGUGGCUCAUCGAUCAGGGCCCACCCCGGACAUCGCAUUCCC
Prorocentrum cordatum is the source of this 905-nucleotide messenger RNA. NCBI's taxonomy places the organism in Eukaryota, Dinophyceae, Prorocentrales, Prorocentraceae. The record is from the annotation of a GenBank genome assembly.